GACGUCACUUCCGCGUUGAGGAAGUGACGCGAGAUUGCGGGUGGUUAUGGGAAGUACCGGUGUCAAGGCAGAAAACGUGUUCAGAGCAGAGCGAAACAUUUCUGAGCUAUAUUAGCUUUUAUUUCUCAGUGCCGCUGAAAUGGAAAGUAAACUGGAGCCACACAAACGCUACAUCUGCUCGUUCCCCGACUGCUCGGCCGCUUAUAACAAACAGUGGAAACUGGACGCUCACUUGUGUAAACACACGGGAGUGAAGCCGUUCGCAUGUGACCGCGAUGGCUGCGGUAAGUCCUUCUGUAGUCCCUACCACCUGGCGCGACAUGAUCUCAGUCACAGCGGCCUGAAGCCCUUUCUCUGCACCGUGGACGGCUGCCAGGAGGCCUUCACCACAAACACAAACCGGGCCAGACACGUCAGCCGCAUCCACAGCCAGCAGCAGAAGACGUACGUUUGUAAAUUUGUGGGUUGCGGGCUCGAGUUUAAGAAGAACAAGCAGCUGAAGUCCCACGUGUGUGAGCAGCACACCCAGCUGCCCCCAUACCAGUGCACUUUUGAAGGAUGCCAAAUGCGAUUCACCUUCCCCAGCAAGCUGAAGCGGCACGAGAAGGUGCACAAAGGGUACCCCUGCAAGGAGGAGGGCUGCAGCUUCACGGGGAAGACCUGGACGGAGUACCUGAAGCACAGGAAGGAGCAGCACAGGCUCGUCCUGAGGUGCCCCCAGUGCAGCAAGGUGUUCAGGGACUCUUGGUUCCUGCAGCAGCAUCAGCACGUCCACUCAGAGAAACGUGUGGUCCUCAUUUGUCCAAUGGACGGCUGUGACAGGUCCUUCACCACAGUCUUCAACCUGGAGAGCCACAUCGGCUCGUUCCAUGAGGAGCGGCGGCCCUUCACCUGCACCCACGCAGGCUGCGGGAAGGCCUUCGCGAUGAAGCAGAGCCUCCUGCGUCACAGCGUUGUCCACAACCCGGAGAGGAAAAAGAUGACAAAGCCUCGACCCAAAAGAUCUCUGGCUUCCAGGUUAAGCGGCUACAGCAAGACGAAGAAAGUGGUCUGUGAAAAGCGUAGGGAACCCAAACCUCCCAGAGGGCCUGCACAAGCUAGCCCACCUGGUCCUGUUGAGUUGGUGUCCCUCCUGCAGGACACGUCCUUGUUGUGCAGCCCUGCUGUAGACACUCAUGGUCUUGCUAAUGUCCUGACUACACCUCUGACAGUGUAGAGUCAUUUAAAGGAAUUAACACAAGCUUUAGGAGGACGGCAGGGAUUUGAUGAGAGCCGUUAUGAUGUAUUUAUGUUUCCGACUUGGUUGGUUGUUGGAGGUCGUAGCAGUAAGUUUAGACCACCAUAAGGACUCUUACUUUGAACACAGGCGCUGUUUGCUUGUUGUUUGGAGCUGGUAUGACAAUAAAGUUCCUUGAAUCCUUAAGCCGGAACCUAAAAGACCAAAUGAAGAAGUCGGUGCAGUUAAAAGACAUCUUGGGUUUGAACCAAAUGCUGGUGUUCCGUCCUGACAUCUGCUGCACUUUUUUCUGUUGGAUUUUUUUUUUUUUUUUUGAGCCAUGAAAUCCACUCAGUUUGUGCCAUUUGUAUUAAAAAAUGAAUAUAUAUUUUGUCUGUUUUGUAAAAUGAAGAAAAUAUGCUUGAGUGAAAAGCCAAAACACUCAGUAGCACUCAGUAGUGGGACGACAGUGUAUGAACACCCAGUGUUUAUUGAAAUAAAACCUGUGGAUAUCCUGGCGAA
Messenger RNA from Scatophagus argus, 1738 nucleotides. RefSeq names its product general transcription factor IIIAa (gene gtf3aa). Bases 140 to 1216 code for a protein of 358 amino acids. The transcript has a single exon. Gene Ontology annotation, cellular component: nucleus. NCBI's taxonomy places the organism in Eukaryota, Metazoa, Chordata, Actinopteri, Scatophagidae. The record is from RefSeq and is a predicted model, not a curated record.